Nematolebias whitei (Rio pearlfish) is the source of this 1874-nucleotide messenger RNA. Its product is annotated as SWI/SNF-related matrix-associated actin-dependent regulator of chromatin subfamily E member 1. The record is from RefSeq and is a predicted model, not a curated record. NCBI's taxonomy places the organism in Eukaryota, Metazoa, Chordata, Actinopteri, Cyprinodontiformes, Rivulidae. Gene Ontology annotation, biological process: negative regulation of DNA-templated transcription. Gene Ontology annotation, cellular component: SWI/SNF complex. The transcript is spliced from 12 exons. The coding region runs from base 182 to 1480 and encodes 432 amino acids. Gene Ontology annotation, molecular function: nucleosomal DNA binding; nuclear receptor binding.
GAAGACUGGAGGCUCUCAGGGAAGUCGAGGCGUUGCUGUGCCUCACCAGUGAUGAGGGAAGUGUCUCAUCCAGGCGUGGUCCUCAGUGAUGUAAACAUCCAGAAACCUGAACAACCUUCAAAUUCCAGAACAAACAGAUCCAAUGACUGAAAUAGACUGAGUCCAACCCCUCACUACAAAAAUGUCAAAAAGGCCCUACGCCCCCCCGCCUCCCCCUGCCCCUACAACACAAAUUUCCAACAGCACAGGGUUUGUGGGCUACAACCCGUACAGCCAUCUGGCCUACAACAACUACAGGCUGGGAGGGAGCCAGAGCACCAACAGUCGGGCGACGAAUUCCUCUGGAAUAAAUAUCCCGAAGCCUCCCAAACCCCCCGACAAGCCCCUGAUGCCGUACAUGAGAUACAGUCGAAAGGUUUGGGAUCAAGUAAAAGCCUCCAAUCCUGAUCUGAAGCUUUGGGAAAUUGGGAAGAUAAUCGGUGGCAUGUGGAGGGACCUCACUGAUGAGGAGAAACAGGAUUAUUUGAAUGACUACGAAGCAGAGAAGAUCGAGUAUAACGAGAGCAUGAAGGCCUACCACAACUCGCCGGCCUACCUGGCCUACGUGAACGCUAAAAGCCGAGCCGAGGCGGCGCUGGAGGAGGAGAGCCGCCAGAGGCAGUCCCGGCUGGACAAAGGCGAGCCCUACAUGAGCAUUCAGCCAGCCGAGGAUCCAGAUGAAUUCGACGACGGUUUCUCCGUCAAACAUUCGGCCGCGGCCCGUUUCCAGCGGAACCAUCGUCUGAUCAGCGAGAUCCUCAGCGAGAGCGUGGUCCCGGACGUGCGCUCCGUCGUCACCACGGCCCGCAUGCAGGUCCUGAAGCGGCAGGUCCAGUCCCUGAUGGUGCACCAGAGAAAACUGGAGGCGGAGCUGCUGCAGAUCGAAGACCGGCACCAGGACAAGAAGAGAAAGUUCAUCGAAGCUACAGAUUCCUUCAACAACGAGCUGAAACGGCUGUGCUGCAUGAAGGUGGAGGUGGACAUGGAGAAGAUUUCUGCAGAGCUCGCUGCAGCAGAGGAGGUGGCACGCAAACGCAUCGCUGAGAGGGACAAGGACUCGGGGGACAAAGGAGCCAAAGGGACACUGUCGUGCGUCCUGGCAGAGGAGGACAAACACGUUUGUGCCACACAUGGCAAAAAGUCUCAGCCGAACCCUCAGAACCUGAGCAGCAGCAAGGAGGGAGAGGACGCCGAGUCAAAUGGUGCAGAGACACCAGGGAAGCAGAAGUCGUCGGAGGAGCUCGAUGCUCCCCCCGGCAGCGAUGAGGGGGCGUCGGAGGACAAGGAGAGCGUCCCAGAGGGGGUCAUGGAGGAGGGAACCAGCGACAGCAACACGGGCUCAGAGACCACCUCGGCUCAGACAGAAGACCCCGUCCCCAGUGAACCGUCUGAGGGCCCCGGCAGGGCCCGGGAGGCCCCUGAACCCAACACCAGACUCUGAAGGACCGGCAGGUCGGCGCCUCUGCCGGUUCCAGCUGGUUCUUGGAUUACAGAAAUCGCACAAUCUAACGUCUGUUUGACAAAGUGGAGCGUUCAGAUGAGCCGAGGCUAAAAGCCGAGGAUCUCGCAUGAACAAAAAAAUAAAAUAAUAAUCUGCACUAAUAGCCGACGGAGCGGUGAACCUGUUAACGUCUUCGGCUGCUAAAAUGAGCCACAAAAUCCUGCAACAGUCUUAAAGCCAGAAGAAAACAAAGCGGUUAUGAAGUUUAUUUAAAUUAUUUUGAGAUUAAAGUUCAGUUAUUGGCAGAAAAAAAUUUCAGUCUUGAAUUAAAACAAAGUGAACUUUUGAUGGAAAACAUCAAAGUUCAUGCUCAAUAAUCCAGAUUAAAAAGAAA